CCGACAAAAGGGGCGUGGUUUAUCGUGAAGCGGAGUUUACCAUGGUGACGUCAUUAUUUGUGGGCGUGGUUUGUAGACAUUUCCACGCCUUGAGUCGCUCCUGCUGGGGCAGAGAAGGUUCGUGGAGACUUGCUGAAGCCAAAGAAGAGAAGAGAAGAGAAGAGGAGAGGAAAGGAGAGGAAAGGAGAAAGAGGGAGAGGAGGAGAGAGAGGACAUACAGAUCUGUGGUUCGCAGAGGAAAUGAAGCGGCGGCUGCAGAAGAAGUAUAUCCUCUUAAUCCUCGGCUAUUCCGUGAUCUUGCUCCUCAUCCCCUACGUGUUGGACCACAGCAGUAGGUCCGCUCAGGUGCGCCAUGGAGCCCAGGAGCAGCGGCAGCGGCAGCAGCGGUGUCCGGACCUGGAGAGCAGCAUGGCGCUGUGGAACUCCAGCGACCCAGCGGAGGAGAGCGAAGGAACCCGGAACCGCACCAAGACGCACAUCUAUCUCCACGCGACCUGGAGGACGGGCUCGUCGUUCCUCGGAGAGCUUUUCAACCAGCACCCGGAUGUGUUCUACCUGUACGAGCCGAUGUGGAACAUGUGGCAGGCGCUGUACCCGGGGGACGCGGGGAGUCUCCAGGGCGCAGUGCGUGACAUGAUGAACUCCCUGUUCCGCUGCGACUUCUCCGUGCUCAGGCUGUACGCCGGGACCACCAACAUCAGUACUUCGUUCAUCUUCGGCUGGAAGACGAACAAGGUGAUCUGCUCGCAGCCUCUGUGCGCGGCGUACAAGAAGCACCAGGUGGGACUCGUCCAAGGAGACGUGUGCGCCAAGUGCGCGCCCAGAGACAUCCGAGAGCUGGAGAAGGAGUGCAAGAAGUAUCCUGUGGUGGUCAUCAAAGACGUCAGAGUGCUAGACCUGGGCGUGCUGGUGCCCCUGGUGCGAGAUCCUACGAUCAAUUUGCAGAUCGUCCAGCUCUUCAGGGAUCCCCGGGCCGUCCAUAACUCCAGGCUGAAGUCCAAGCUGGCUCUAGUGCGCGAGAGCAUCCAGGUUCUCCGGAGCAAGAAGCAGAGCGACAAGUACAAGCGGCUGCUGUCGCCGGGGAACAGGGUAAACCGUGCCGAGAGCUACGUCUCGGGGGCCUUGGAGCUCAUCUGCGACAACUGGCUCAGCGACAUGCUCCUGGUGAACGCAGCACCUCCGUGGCUCAAGCGCAACUACCUGCAGAUCAGGUACGAGGACCUGGUGCUUCAUCCCAUCAGCGAACUGCACAGACUGUACCGCUUCUCCAACCUGAGCUUGUCUCCUGAGCUGGAGAAGUUCGUUUUGAACAUGACCCGAGGACAGGGAUACUCCUCCGACCGGCCCUUUCUGAUCUCAGCCAGGGACGCCAAGGAAGCCAUCUUCGCCUGGAGAGAGAGGCUGAGCGUAGAGCAGGUGGGCCAGGUGGAGGCUUACUGCAGCCAGGUGAUGCGACACCUGGGGUACGAGAAGAGGAACCUGGAGCAGAACUACAGAGCCUAAAAUGAGGAAUGGGAUCUGUUACAGAGGACAACAGGGUGAAGUGAAGCUUCAGUGUGAGGACAGAAGAAUCCAGAAAAGACGUCCGUCACUGAUCCGAGCAGGAUUAAUACAAGGACCAGUCUGAGUCUGAGAUCAGACGCAGAGUCCGAGUCGGACCCCGAGGCUUCACGGGACACUGAUUAUAACCUGGAGGAGAUUAAACACUAACUCUGACAGAGAGGCCGAGACGCCUGGAAGAGACGAGCGAGCUGGCCGUGUGUGUGCGUAUGGAACGUUGCCUAUUUUGGAUAUCAGAUACAGGACAUUGUUUGUGUGUGUGUGUGUGUGUGUGUUUCCCAUCCGAUUUGAAAACUGAAAUGUUGUUUCACUGUCACACUUUAUCUUUUACAUACACAAGGAACCAAAAGUUUGCCGAACACCAUUUUUUUUUCCUGAAACUUCCUGAUCAGAGGUGAUUAUAAACACUUAAUAACGCACCACAGUGGGGUCUAAUCGGGUGCACCGCGGCGCAUUGUGAUCAGGACCAGUAGAGUCUCUGAGCAGAAGUUAUAUUCAUUAAGUUGGUCAAAUGUUCAAAAAUUGUAGUUAACACUAUAGAAGCUGUGUUCAUAAGGCUACAUAAGGUUUCUUAUGUCAAGUGAAACCUCCUGGUCUUACUGUGACACACACUUACAUAGACCUUUAUGUGGCUUAUUAGCAUGUCAUGACGAGUCUGCUGGUCCAUAUUUUAUAUAUAUAUAUAUAUAUAUAUAUAUAUAUAUAUAUAUAUAUAUAUAUAUAUAUAAAUAAAUAAAUGUAGCAUAUAAUAUACUACAUAGAUAACUCUGUCAUAACAGUGUUAUAGGCAUCCAUAAAAACAUGAAAUGACAAGUAUGACAGAAGAAUGCAUGUAGUAGCUCGGUCUUAACCUGGGGGCAAGAAAUCUUGCUUAAGAAAAUAUCAAAUUCAUCACAGAGGAAUUAUGUCAUGGACAUAGUGCAGGUGUUCAUAAAGAGGGUUAUAAGCAGACAUAUGAAACUUGCAUAUAAAACGUAUCUAAGGGUUAAAGAAAAUAAGCAUCGUGCCGUCAUGACCUGGACAUAGGAGUCCGUAAAAAUGGUAUAAGCAAAAAUAUAUGAUUCAGAGCGACCGAGCGCUGGAGAGAACAUCCGUAGCUCCGUCAUAACGUUCAUGUGUGUUUAUAAACUCUAAAAGAAUAGAAUUACGAAAACAUUUCAUUCAGAAGGUUUUUAUAAACUAUUCAUAAACAAUAAAAAUAUAAAUGAGCCCUGUCAUGUUAUGGCAGCAUCGUAAACUGGUCAAUAGGUGCUCAUAAAGCUGUUAUAAGAAGACAUGUAACAUAUGUACGGCUCUGUCACGAGCCAAUCUAAGAUAUUUAUAAAAAAAGUUACGACAAAUUAUAAAAUAAAAUACUCAAGAAAAGAUUCAUAACUGUGUUAUGACAGUGUAAUGACUACAUGGGUUAUAGAUGUUCAUAUGCUGUACAGGCACGUUUGUAGACUCCUUACCGUAAAAUAGUCUCCAUUUGUUGUAUAAUAAUCUCCAUUCUUCUGGGAAGAUGUUCUGGAGAUUCGCAUCUCAAUGCUACUCUUCAUUUUCCCACAUCGUGUGUGAUGAACCUUGCAUUAUGGAGGAGUUGUGAGUUGUUAUAAAGCCUUAUGAAUGCUGCUCUGCAGAUAAAUGUUAUCGGGUGGUUAUUAAAUCGACAGUAUUAUACCAUAAAAAUAAUAAUAAUAACAAGAACUGUCUCUGUGAAUGAAGAACAAAUGCAUAUUUAUGAUUUCUUUUGUAAAUAAAGAGUUUUUUUUGUAGUAAACGUCGUCUCUGUCUUUAUUCGGUAAACGAAGCGAAUCCCUCGUAUUUUUAAUAUUUUUUAUAUUUAUCUACUGUAAACCAUCUGCGUCCAAUACAUUGAUAUACAUGAUUUGAAAUGUUGUACAGUUGUAUUUAAUGCAUACACGUUUUUUUCUUGUAGUCAGACAGGCUCGAGUGCAUUCUUACACGUUAUAAGGGGUUAUAAGCGCAGAUGCGGUGUAUAUAAGAUACGUCAAACACAUUCGACAUGGUGUCCCUCGUUACGGAGUAUAUCUGGAGGGAGGGACGGACACAUGCAGGAGAGAGCGAGGGAGCGAAAGGACAAAUCUAGACGUAUGUACAAAAAAACAAAAAAAACAACACAAAACAGGAAGUCGUUCUGAGUCUCUAAGUCACAUCUGGAUCCACGUCCAUCGCCCAGAGGUCAAACGAGACGUGUUUCACGUGAUGAGGACGUUAUCACAGUUUCCUCUCAGCUCUGAGAUUGUCCAAGAUAAUAUAAGAAGGUCAUGAGGUCACGACUCAGGAGGCUCAUUUAUUAUUAUUAUUAAUUUUUUUUUAAAGAAAACAUGGGAAAAAAACCCAAAGCUCGCUCUGAACUGGGUUAAAAUCCUUGCGAUGACAUGAGAUGAUGAGAUCUUUGCUCAAAACAGUGGUCGGUUUAUGGAACCCAGUCUAUAAACCUCCAUUUUCUCUACAAUUUCAUCACCACCUUGCAGAUCUCCUCCAUCCUUUCCAGAAGGUGAUGAGGAGCAUGAAGCAGGAGCCAGGUUGGGGAACGCACUCUGAGGAACGCACGUGAUUGGCUAACGGCGCUCUGAGUGAUUCUCAGAGGUAACUAACUCUUAGAGGGGGAAUUCUUUAGGGGUAGAUCCCUAGUUUACUGGGGGUGAGGUGGAAAUGAGACCAUGGAUGAGACGCUGGUCCACCACAAACAUGUGUACACACACACACACACACACACACACACACACACACACACACACACACACACACACACACACACACACACACACACACACAC
Molecule: messenger RNA, 4342 nt
Organism: Silurus meridionalis
Lineage: Eukaryota; Metazoa; Chordata; Actinopteri; Siluriformes; Siluridae
Gene: chst7
Product: carbohydrate (N-acetylglucosamine 6-O) sulfotransferase 7
Exons: 2
Coding region: 241-1503 (420 amino acids)
Biological process (GO): N-acetylglucosamine metabolic process; carbohydrate metabolic process
Cellular component (GO): Golgi membrane
Molecular function (GO): N-acetylglucosamine 6-O-sulfotransferase activity; chondroitin 6-sulfotransferase activity
Source: RefSeq, a predicted model, not a curated record